AUCGGACCUUUCUUGCAGCAUGUUGGUGGUAUCUCGAGUAAGUUCGGAUUCGAUACUCAUGUCAGCGGGAAAAGAUACGGGGUAUUUUAUCGUAGAUUUUCUUCCUCUAACAAYUCUUUCUUUCUUGUCGGAUUUUUCGCCGAAGGUUCUCUKGCUGCAGGACUUACCUCUUCCGUCACAAUCGGAUUCGUCUUUGGACUCUUGAGGGGCAAUAGAUUUUCCAAGAUGGACACCAUUAAAGAAAAGAUGGAAAUGAUCAAAAAGAAUCGURCAAUAUCAGUUCUAGCAGCUCUGGGUCUAGCUGUUUGUGGAAUCGAUGGGGUAUCUCAACUGGUAGGCGGAAACACGAACCUUCUCAUASCGGCUAUUACUUUGCUUUCAGGUCUUGUCUCGAGCGCUGUAUCGUUUCAAUUUUACCAAUUUGGAAAUCUCAUGUCCGUCAACAUCUUUCCGGAACACAAAUCUGUGGCCCUGUCGUUCAYGGAUGCGGUUGGCUUCUUCACUACUGCUGGUGUUCUUGGAGUUAACAGCCACCUUCUGGGAAACUUUGGAUGGUGUGCAUCAUGGGCAUUUAUUGCCACAGCCUUCGCAGUUGGUGGCAGUUGCAUGGCGCGAGCGAUGCAACCUGUGCUGGUCCAAGUGAGCGCAAACCAUCAGUAGUAUUGRUGAUACUUGUACCAUUCUUGGUACAUCAGUGUUCCAUCUCGUAACUUUUUGAGUAACMAACUCUGCGCAACUUUGUCGUGGGAUGAGCAUAGAAUAGAAUAUUAGGAAAACC
Messenger RNA from Pseudo-nitzschia multistriata, 778 nucleotides. Lineage: Eukaryota; Bacillariophyta; Bacillariophyceae; Bacillariales; Bacillariaceae. The record is from the annotation of a GenBank genome assembly.